AUUGUGCUAGUACAGACUGCAGCGUGUAUCUCUAAGUUCACAGCUCUGGUUGCCUGUCUAUGCAGGAAACUUGUAACGUUCUUCUGGCAUUUUGAGUCAGGAAAGAGCUGCUGCUUACAUUUACAUGUUUUUGUUGCACGAAGAAAAAGUUUCAGUUUCGUUUCUGGUGUUGUGCCGAAUUUCGAUUCCCUGCCUGCCACUCCCCUCCGUUGAGUCUGCUACCUGAUUGAUGAUUGGAUAAUAUAGGCCGAGUGAUCUACAUAGAUAAUAUAUACAUACAUCUUAUCGUAAACUUAACCACUGGGGUGACUGAGUUCAGAAAUAAAACAACAGAACAGGUUUGACUUGGGUGUAACAUCCUAAAAACAAGUUGAAGCAUUUCAGUGUUUCUUUUCACACAGAAGCGCUCUACGAAAGUGGCAAUUCACAGAAACAAUGAACAGCAAGAUUAAAGGAAAGAUGUAUAAAAGACAAGUCAGAAAUGUUCCCACGGACGCCCUCACUUCUGAUUUAUCAGAAGAGCAAAGAAAGCAGCUCUGUGGUUUGCUGGGGAAUGUUGACCUGACUCUUCUCUACAAAGCUUCUGUUCAUGGAUAUACUGCUUCUGCCUUCCAUCAGCGAUGUGACCGUCAGGGUCCCACUUUACUUGUAGCCUAUAACAGAUCAGGCUACAUCUUUGGUGGAUACACUAGUGUAGAGUAUGCUCAAAGCGGGCAGCAAAUUACUGAUCCAGACAUAUUCCUGUUCAGCUUUCAAGGCAAUGUCCCUGUGUGCAUUAAAAUUACCAGUGGAUAUACAGGUAAUGCACGCCUUGAUGAUACUGGAGGACCCAACUUUGGCCAACAGUUGUAUUUUUGUUACAGCAACCAACCCCUUUUGUUAAAUCAAGGAGGGAGCAUAUUUAGUUUUAAUGCGGCAAUAAUGUAUGGGAACGACACUCAAUUGACUGAAUGUGAGGUGUACAAAGUGGAGCAGUGCUCUCAAAUCAGUGCUGAGGAGAAACCAUGGAGGAACGUUCUGUGGACAGCUGAACGAAAAGACGAGCUCAUGGAAUCGAUCAGGAAUUAUAAACCCCUGAUGAAGUCUGUGAGUCGGGUCAGAAUCCUAAUGAUCGGUCCUGUAGGUGCUGGAAAAUCCAGUUUCUUCAACUCCAUCAACUCCGUCUUCAUGGGCCGCAUAACCAGCAAAGCCAUGUCAGGAUCUGCCGGCACUAGUCUCACCACACAGUUUCGCACAUAUCCAGUGAAAGACGGUCGUGAAGGAAAGCCGUUGCCAUUUGUGUUGUGUGACACCAUGGGACUCGAGGAGCAAUCAGGUGCAGGACUGGAUAUUGAUGACAUCAGCAGCAUUCUUCAAGGUCACGUACCAGAUCGUUAUAAAUUCAACCCCACAACAGCGUUUCAACCGGAUGAGAAAAAGUCUUCCAGACCUGCAUCUCUGCAGGAGAAGAUCCACUGUGUGGUGUAUGUGAUCGACGCCACCAAAAUCUCCAUCAUGUCCAGCAAACUAGAGGAAAAACUCGCUGCCAUACGCAAAAAAGUGAACUCACUGGGGAUUGCUCAGAUCGUCUUGCUGACAAAAGUAGAUGAAGCAUGUCCUCUAGUGGAGGAAGAUCUUCAAAGCCUUUAUGUCAGUUCCUACAUCAAGACGAAGGUGCAGGAGGUGAGCUCUCGGUUGGGUGUGCCGGUGUCUUGUGUGUUACCGGUGAAGAACUACAGUCAGGAGCUGGAGCUGGAGCUCAACUGUGACGUCCUGCUUCUCAAUGCAAUACAGCAGAUGCUCAACUUUGCAGACGACUAUCUGGAUGAUGUUGGUCACACAGAGAGCGACCCCAUAUAACGGGCUGCUGUUAUUUCAUUUCCUCAACUAUUCUGAGGCCAGAUUUGUGUUUGAGACUAAAAUGUAGAAUUUGUCUGCAACAAAUAUAACCACAAUUACAGAUUAUUUGAGUUAAUGUAAAACACAAAGAGUUCUGAUGUUACAACCUACUGUACAAUUCUGUGAAUGUUCUGUAUUCCUGUCACAUAACCAUUUAGUCACUUUUGCCAUCCACCAUAUUUUGUGAAUUUUGGGAUAUCACACAAAAACACUGGAUGGUGCCUUCACACAUAUUUCACAAAAUAUGAAGCGUUUACAGAAAGCGAAUGAUCCACUGCUGUAUUCUAUGUUUUAAAUUUGGAAAUGUUGUUACUAAAAAAUCAGCAUUGUGAAUUCUCUGUUUAUUAUCAAAGACUUUUCCGAUUAACUAAAAUUAAUUGUUUCUGAAAAUGCAAUGAAAAUAUAUUGUGAAAUAGUUCAUGAUAGGGUGGACAUAUAGUGGUUUGCUCAUACAUUGUCAGCUUACAAUUAACUUAUAAAAAGUGCUGGAACUUGACCAAAAUACAUUUCUAACAGCCUAGGUCUCUCCUUUACACAACACACAUGAAUAUAAAUGGAAAAUCCCAGCUUUUUAUCAUGUAAACUGAAGUGUCAAAGGCACUUUAUGGUGAUGGUGAUGUAGUGCGUUUAAAAGUGAAUAUGUCUAUGAAAGAUUGUACCAAAC
This is a messenger RNA of Pimephales promelas (fathead minnow), 2542 nucleotides long. The record is from RefSeq and is a predicted model, not a curated record. Lineage: Eukaryota; Metazoa; Chordata; Actinopteri; Cypriniformes; Leuciscidae.